AUGAUCCGCAACCCUAUGGUAUUCGAAAAGCUGCUCAGGAUUGUGCGGGAGACGUUUGGUCCGGCUGAUGACGAUGCGCCCAAACGGAUUACCUUUGAGACGCUACGUUCCUGCAAGUACCUCCAGAAUGUCAUGAACGAGGCACUCCGUAUGAAUUCUGUCGUACCCUUCAACAGCAAAUGUGCUGUGCGGGAUACCAUGCUGCCAACUGGUGGCGGCGCGGACGGUACAAAACCUAUCUAUAUUCGCAAGGGUACCGAAAUUGCAUAUAGUACCUAUGUGCUACAUCGACGAAAGGACCUCUGGGGCGAAGACGCAGACGAUUUCCGACCAGAGCGUUGGGAAGAAAAGAGGCCGGCAAAUUGGCACUUUCAACCGUUUAGUGGGGGGCCGCGCAUCUGUAUCGGACAGCAGUUUGCGCUGACAGAAGUGGGAUAUGUAAUCGUGAGAUUGCUGCAAUCCUUUGAUGGUAUUGAGGGGCUUGACUAUGAUGGGACCAAGAGGGACUGGCUCAGGUUUAGUAUCAUUGUCACUCCUGGAACCCCGAAUCCCAAGGAAAAGGCUGUGCCGUGCAAGUUGAGACUCGCGCCAGAGAUUAUGAAGAAGUUACAGUAA
Molecule: messenger RNA, 615 nt
Organism: Talaromyces marneffei
Lineage: Eukaryota; Fungi; Ascomycota; Eurotiomycetes; Eurotiales; Trichocomaceae
Exons: 1
Coding region: 1-615 (204 amino acids)
Molecular function (GO): iron ion binding; oxidoreductase activity, acting on paired donors, with incorporation or reduction of molecular oxygen; monooxygenase activity
Source: RefSeq, a predicted model, not a curated record